CUCCACCUUUCUGUUUAUGAGCUCCUGACAGGCACCUGACUACAGUACUGUAGCCAUAACUUUAGUCCUAUAUAAGACCUCACUGAAGCAGCUCUGUAUCACUAGCAGGUGUUUGUACUGCAGUCUUCUCCACACACACACUGACGUCAAAGCAGUCAAGAUGAAGUUGCUGCUAUGUGCUGCUGCUGUUCUGGUUGUGGCCAACUGUGCCAGCAUCUCUCUGGAAGACCUUGAGUUUCAUGCCUGGAAGCUGAAGUUUGAAAGGUCCUACAGCUCUCCAUCAGAGGAGGCUCAUCGCAAGCAAAUCUGGCUCAACAACCGCAAAAUGGUGCUGGUGCACAACAUGAUGGCAGACCAGGGAAUCAAAUCUUACCGGCUUGGCAUGACCUUCUUUGCUGACAUGGAAAAUGAAGAGUACAAGCACCUGAUUUCUAGGGGUUGUCUGGGCUCCUUCAAUGCCUCUUUGCCUCGCCGUGGCUCUGCCUUCCUUCACCAGCUUGAUGUCACAGAUCUCCCCACCACUGUUGACUGGAGGGACAAGGGUUAUGUCACUGAUAUCAAGGAUCAGAAGCAGUGUGGCUCCUGCUGGGCCUUCAGUGCAACUGGCUCACUGGAGGGACAGAACUUCAGGAAGACAGGAAAGCUUGUGUCUCUGAGUGAGCAGCAGCUUGUUGACUGCUCUGGUGCCUAUGGCAACAUGGGCUGCAUGGGUGGCCUGAUGGACAACGCUUUCAGGUACAUCCAAGCCAACGGAGGGAUCGACACAGAGGAUUCCUAUCCCUAUGAAGCAGAGGAUGGACAGUGCCGAUACAACCCUGACAAUGUUGGUGCUAAGUGCACAGGCUAUGUUGAUGUGACAGAAGGUGAUGAAGAUGCCCUGAAGGAGGCUGUUGCCACUGUUGGACCAAUAUCUGUGGGCAUUGAUGCUUCUCAACCAUCCUUCCAGUUCUAUGACUCAGGAGUGUAUGAUGAGUCUGACUGCAGCAGUACUGAUUUGGAUCAUGGUGUACUGGCUGUGGGUUAUGGUACUGAGAAUGGGAAAGACUACUGGCUUGUGAAGAACAGCUGGGGUCUUGAAUGGGGAUUCAAGGGAUACAUCAAGAUGUCCAGGAACAAAAGUAACCAGUGUGGAAUUGCCACUGCAGCCAGUUACCCCCUGGUCUAAAAAGGUCCAGGACUUUCCUCAGUGAGGAGGAGAAUAGUGACAUAUAAUUCAUUGUAAUAAUUUUUUUUAAUAAAUAAAAAGCAUCUGAGUACUGUAAGAAAAUGUGGUUCUGCUCUUAUUUGAAGGUUAUUGGGCUACAUAAGGUCUCUUUACCUUUGUGCACUGUCAGUGUUGCAGUUUUUUAAUGAAGACUGUAAAUAAAUGUGAAGAAAUAAAAUUUUCCAUACUAAAAUAUAAAAUGAUAGAUAUGUGUUUGCUUGUUUUAGUGUUAUGUGGCUUAUAAACAAUACAAAAGGUUUUUAUUUGGUUUUAAAAAUGGUUUGUUUAUCGAUCCAUAGCCACAACACAGACUGAUAUAAUUCAGAGAUGUGUCAGAUUGUUCUGAAAGCAGUUACCAAACUGAUGUAUUAAGAAAUUAAGAAGGAGUAAUGCAAAAUA
Melanotaenia boesemani (Boeseman's rainbowfish) is the source of this 1603-nucleotide messenger RNA. It is a transcript of the gene ctsl.1, whose product is annotated as cathepsin L.1. Lineage: Eukaryota; Metazoa; Chordata; Actinopteri; Atheriniformes; Melanotaeniidae. The record is from RefSeq and is a predicted model, not a curated record. Bases 161 to 1165 code for a protein of 334 amino acids. Gene Ontology annotation, molecular function: cysteine-type endopeptidase activity. Gene Ontology annotation, cellular component: lysosome. Gene Ontology annotation, biological process: immune response. The transcript is spliced from 9 exons.